GUCCCUAUCCGCAAUCAUGGCAGGGAAAAGAUUUGUGCGGUGUCGGAAAUAAGUCUGUUGUUCGUAAUGCAUUGAUAUUUUCCUCAGUUAACGCAACGCGGAAUGAAACCAAGAGGCAUGCAAAUAUUUUUUUUGCUGCAGGGCUUCACUUUAUCCUUGGGCAUGGAUUUCGAAUUGGAAUGUCCAAAUGACGUCUAAUUUAUUCUUUCAGCCUAGAUAGAGUAGAGCAAAGUGCGUGGCUAGCAACUAGGAUAGCUUCUGUCUAUCCAGCUAACUUAAUUACUGUACUUAAAAAAAAAAAUAUAUAUAUAUAGAUAGUCUGAUACCGUUAUCUAGCUAACGUUAACUUUUUCCCAGUUUAGUCGGUAUUUGCAACUUGUCUGUGUCGAUGCCUCUCGACAGUCUUAAACAUUCUGCUAUUCUUUCAACUUUGUUUAAAAUGGCAGACGACAUAGAAUUGAUAGGAGCUUCUGAAUUUAUAAAAGAUCGAUUAUAUUUUGCUACCCUAAGAAGCAAACCAAAAAGCACUGCAAACACGCACUACUUCUGCACGGAUGACGAAUUUAUCUAUGAAAACUUCUAUGCAGAUUUUGGACCCCUCCACCUAGCCAUUCUGUAUAGAUACUGUUGUAAACUCAACAAAAAGCUGAAGUCCUUCACACUGACCAGAAAGCGAAUCGUACACUACACCAGCUUUGACCAGCGGAAAAGGGCCAACGCUGCUGUUUUAAUCGGUGCCUAUGCUGUCAUCUACCUUAAGAAGACUCCAGAGGAGGCCUACAGGGCUCUGAUCUCAGGCUCCAAUUCUUCAUAUCUUCCCUUCAGAGACGCCUCAUUUGGAAACUGCACAUACAACCUGACUAUUCUCGACUGCUUGCAAGGAAUCCGGAAGGCCCUGCAGCAUGGAUUCUUUGACUUUGAGACAUUUGAUGUGGACGAAUACGAGCACUACGAGCGAGUGGAAAAUGGAGACUUCAACUGGAUCGUGCCUGGGAAAUUUCUGGCCUUCAGUGGACCCCAUCCCAAAAGUAAAAUAGAAAAUGGCUACCCUCUUCACGCUCCAGAAGCAUACUUCCCCUACUUCCGACAGCACAACGUUACCUCGGUCGUCCGGCUCAACAAGAAGAUCUACGAUGCCCAGCGCUUCACGGAUGCCGGCUUCGACCACUACGACCUGUUCUUUGUAGACGGCAGCACGCCAAGCGACGUCAUCACCCGCCGCUUCCUUCACAUCUGCGAGAGCACCGACGGAGCCGUGGCUGUCCACUGCAAAGCUGGCCUUGGGCGUACAGGCACUCUCAUAGGCUGUUACCUGAUGAAGCACUACCGCUUUACAGCAGCAGAGACCAUCGCCUGGAUCAGGGUCUGCCGACCAGGCUCCGUCAUCGGCCCUCAGCAGCACUUCCUGGAGGAGAGGCAAGCAGCCAUGUGGAUGCAAGGAGACGUGCAGCGUUCGCAGCAGAAGCAGCCGAGGGGCGUGUCUCGCCUCACCUCCAGCAUGGACGACCUCACCCUCAACCCCACCCACACCACCAUCACCACCAGCCCUGCUGGCAUCCUCAAGUCCCACAGCAUCGACCGCCUCCAAGAGAACGACUACAUUGGAGAGAACGGGCUCUGCAUGACCCAAGGAGAUAAACUGCGUGCCUUAAAGGGCCGGCGCCAGCCCAGGUUGGCCACAACGGGAGCCCUAAGACUUGAAGACAUGAAAAUGCACACCAGGUCACCAUCCCAACCUUUGAGCAGGAUGAACCUCGGAGUGGGCACUCAGGGCACCAUCUCCCCUCUCAAGUCCUCCAAAGUCCCAUCAUCCUCUGCUUCGGCCAGCGCCAAGAGAAUCGGCAGCAGCUCCUCCUCCUCGGCGUCCAACCUCAAGAGCUCCUCCAUCAACUCCAGGCUAGCCAGCUCCCUAGGCAACCUGUAUGCAGCCAACGGCGGUGAGGACAAUAAGAAGCCGCCUUUCGCUCCCACUUCAUCACCACCCUCCUCUCCCCCCUCGUCCAUUGUCACCAUCACUCCAUCGGGCCGGACGGCUCCUGGUCCCCGCUACGUGGCUAACGGCACGCGUGGCACCAUUUACCAUCACCACGAGGCCAACAACAAUCAGUAUAAUUCCUCCCCCGCCGGGAUCUUCAGCCACGGUGGCCUCGCGGGGGCCCCACACAACGCUGCAGGCAGGUUGGGGCCCAGGCCUGAGGAGUAUGGCCCCUACAGAUCCCAAAAAGGGGGCUACUCCGGCCUGAGCGGAUCCUCUGGCCGCUACCUCAGUCGCUCAAUCCCCUCCCUUCAAUCUGAAUAUGUUCAAUACUAAAGCGGUGGUUCUGCGUUGACCAAGACCGGACAGACACCUUGACACUGAACUUCUGACCUGGAUGGGAUGGAGUCUCCCACCCCCUUUUUUUCUCUCUCAAUAUCUCCCCCACUCUCUCCCACAUACUGAAAGGAAAAUUAAUAAACCUUGGCAUCUGAAUGGGUGUGGUCUUUGGAGACAGGCACAUCGACAGCCACAAACUCCCAAGGGCUCAUGGAACUUUGAGUUUUGGGCUUCUUCUGUCAGCCUCAGACGGCCUCGAUCCACCCUAACUGCAGUCACUGUUUGGAUAAUGCUUACAAAGGGUGAUUUGUUUACCCAGCUUUUUUUUCUUUUUUUUCUGGUGAGCUAUGAUUAGGCUUGGCCAGGCUGUGACUGUGAGUGCUCUUUCUUUAAAGCUUAGAUCUGGCCAUAUAGACUUUCCUGCAUCACAUAUCUCUGUUUUAUUUUAUAUGUUUAUGUACUAAUACUGUGUACACAUGACUUGUACUGGGGGGGGG
Messenger RNA from Salvelinus fontinalis (brook trout), 2811 nucleotides. RefSeq names its product dual specificity protein phosphatase CDC14AB-like. The coding region runs from base 389 to 2311 and encodes 640 amino acids. The record is from RefSeq and is a predicted model, not a curated record. Gene Ontology annotation, biological process: positive regulation of cytokinesis; regulation of exit from mitosis; cilium assembly. Gene Ontology annotation, molecular function: protein serine/threonine phosphatase activity; protein tyrosine/serine/threonine phosphatase activity. The transcript has 16 exons. NCBI's taxonomy places the organism in Eukaryota, Metazoa, Chordata, Actinopteri, Salmoniformes, Salmonidae. Gene Ontology annotation, cellular component: mitotic spindle; nucleolus; centrosome.